Messenger RNA from Sinocyclocheilus rhinocerous, 3050 nucleotides. Its product is annotated as ATP-binding cassette sub-family B member 9-like. Gene Ontology annotation, molecular function: ATP binding; ATP hydrolysis activity; ABC-type oligopeptide transporter activity. Gene Ontology annotation, cellular component: lysosomal membrane. The coding region runs from base 405 to 2783 and encodes 792 amino acids. Gene Ontology annotation, biological process: transmembrane transport; peptide transport. Lineage: Eukaryota; Metazoa; Chordata; Actinopteri; Cypriniformes; Cyprinidae. The record is from RefSeq and is a predicted model, not a curated record. The transcript is spliced from 11 exons.
UCAUUGCACCGCGCCGGUAAGAAGAGGCGAUGGAUGUUGCCUGGAAAUUAUGGGACUAAGAUAAGUUUUGUUGUCGUACCGGGAAUAUUGAUUUACAAAGGAAAUAAGGAGCUGAUUCUUAGACGUAAAAUGCAUUUUGUAUUGCCCCAAUGAACGAGUCUGCGAUAGUGUCGGGUGUUAAGCUGCGCAGGCCAGCGAACCAACUUGACAGACGCAGUACAUUCACAUAGACUUUGUUUCAGGCAAGCACUUUUUAUUAAUACUCCAGAACUGUCAGUCUGGUUUCACGCUGCUGUGUCAUUAAUAUGUUUACUCGCCCUAUAGAAAUCGCUUCCAUGUAGAAUUUUUGCUGCUCACGUUUUUGUAUUUCAGUAGCUUCGAGGCUCUCCAGCAGGUGUAGGAAAAUGAGGGUUGCUGUGAUUAUUAGUGGCAACCUGGUUUUCACUCUGGUGGAUAUUGUGGUCACCACAGUCUUGUAUGUUCAUGGAUCAAGUCUUGAUAUAUUUUCAGAUGAAUUAGAGGACUUUGACAUACACCGCUCAACUUUGGACUUGUGGGGAACUGUUCUCAUACGGGCCAGUCUUCUUUUCGGGGCCACCAUCGGGGUGUGCUAUAACAGGACUGAUGGUCCACAGAGGGUUUCAAACCUGGGGACGCUGGUUUCUUUUAUAUGCCUUACCAACAUGACUUAUGCUCUUGCCAAGUUGUUGAUGCUUUCCGAGGAGGGAGCUCUGAUGUAUGACCCCUGGUUCCUAAGUUUGUUCUCCUGGACUUGUGCAUCAGCAAUAGGCAUCAUGAUCUCAUGGAAGCUGCUGUCACAGACUCCCAAUUCUGUGUCUGAAAGAGAGGACAGCGAGGAGACGGAGAGGCUGGUGGAUGGUAUCGAGACUGAAGAUGAGUCCAGUAAGAAGAGCAGAAAAUCAAGGAAAGAGCACCCCCAUUCAGGGGCCACAAUCAGCCGUCUCUUGUCGUACUGUAAGAAGGACUCUGGUUUGCUGGCCAUUGCUCUCUUCUUUCUUCUCCUCUCUGCUGUGUGUGAAGCUUUCAUACCUUAUUACAUGGGGCGAGCAAUAGAUGGCAUAGUUAUCCAGAAAAGCAUGGAUCAUUUUGCCAAACCACUGAUUACUCUCACUAUUUUGGCUUUGGUCAGCUCCAUAGCCACUGGGUUUCGUGGAGGUGUCUUUUCUGUUACGUUUGCCAGGUUGAACAUUCGACUUCGGAACCUUCUCUUUAGAUCACUAAUGCAUCAGGAGAUUGGGUUCUUCGAUGCUAACCAUACAGGUGACAUUACCUCUAGACUUACCUCAGACACUACUCAGGUGAGCGACCUCAUCUCACAAAAUGUCAACCUGUUCCUGCGCAGCUUUGUGAAAGCUGUGGGCAUCUUCAUAUUCAUGUUUGGGAUGUCAUGGAAACUGUCGGUAGUCACCAUCAUGGGUUUCCCAUAUAUAGCUGUGGUCUCCAAGCUGUAUGGAGAGUAUUACAAGAAAUUAACCAAAGAUGUUCAGACAGCACUGGCUCAGGCCAAUAAAGUGGCAGAGGAAACAAUAUCAGCCAUGAGAACAGUGCGAAGUUUUGCAAAUGAAGAUCAGGAGGCAGACUCGUACUACAGCAGACUGCAGGAGAUGUUCGUUCUUAAUAAGAAACAAGCAGUUGCCUAUGCCUGCUUCAUGUGGUCCAGCUAUAUCUCUGAGCUAGCCUUGCAAGUAGCAAUCCUGUAUUAUGGAGGUCACCUGGUGGUGACAAAUCAGAUGAGUGGAGGGACCCUUAUUUCCUUUAUCAUUUAUGAGCUGGAGCUCGGUGAGGCCCUGGAGAGUAUAUCGUCAGUGUACACAGGUCUGAUGCAAGGCGUUGGCGCUGCAGAGAAAGUGUUCGAAUAUAUUGACAGGAAACCUAAACAUAUCCUUGAUGGUCAACAAGCUCCAGAGACAUUUGAAGGGCAGGUGGAAUUCAAAAAUGUGACGUUUGCGUAUCCAACACGGCCAGAGAUGGAUAUAUUAAAGAAUGUUUCCUUCAAUCUUCGCCCAGGGCAAGUAACUGCACUGGUAGGGCCCUCUGGUGGUGGAAAAAGCUCAUGUGUGUGUUUGCUGGAGAAUUUCUAUGCUCCUCAGCAAGGCCAUGUGCUAGUGGACGGCCGACCUGUGAACAGCUACCAGCACAAAUACUAUCACUCUAAGGUAGCACUGGUGAGUCAGGAGCCUGUUCUAUUUGCCCGCACUGUUCAGAUGAAUAUAUCCUAUGGUGUACCUGAAGCCCCCAUGGAGGCAGUCAUUAGAGCUGCCAUUAAUGCCAAUGCACAUGACUUCAUAACAGGCCUCUCCAAAGGCUAUGAAACUGGGGUUGGAGAGAAGGGUGCUCAGCUGUCUGGUGGGCAAAAACAGAGAGUUGCCAUUGCUCGGGCUCUUAUCAGAAACCCUCGCAUUCUCAUUUUGGAUGAAGCCACAAGUGCACUGGAUUCAGAAAGCGAAUACAUAGUUCAGCAAGCUCUGAACAACUUGAUGCGAGAACACACGGUUUUAGUGAUUGCCCACAGACUGAGCACAGUGGAGAGAGCUGAUAACAUCCUAGUGAUCGACAAAGGCUGUGUGGCAGAGCAGGGCCCACAUGCUGAACUCAUGGCCAGGGGAGGCCUCUACUGUAAGCUGGUGCAGAGGCAGAUCCUGGGGACUGACAUAGAUGCAGAUGUUCACAACCCAUCGCCAGCCCCACCAUGGAAGCUGAAGGAAGGAGAUAAGGAGAGUGCAGAGGACUGUAGCGACACUGAAAAUGAAGCACGCUACUAAGACAAAGUUGAAAUGUGCUUCACUUGAUUGUAUGAAGGCCUUAAUCCUAGAUAGAUAUUUAUUUUAUUUUAUUUAUUCUAAUCUGGGGAUAUAUCACAUAUUUUGCAUGUCAAACAGUGUGUUACUAGACAGGAGUUCUGCACUGAAUAAAGCUUUAAGCAAUAAAUAUUUGACAUACUUGAUGUACUGUACUAUUGUUUCCAAUAUAAACAUCUUAAAUAGUACAAACAUAUCAUUAAACUUAAUUAUGUAAAUAAAAUGAAUUAA